Messenger RNA from Adineta ricciae, 1203 nucleotides. NCBI's taxonomy places the organism in Eukaryota, Metazoa, Rotifera, Eurotatoria, Adinetida, Adinetidae. The record is from the annotation of a GenBank genome assembly.
AUGUAUCCAAAUAUGAGACUUCGCCGCAAUUAUUCAUGGGACAACUGGGGUUCUCACGGAUAUACAUUUGGUGUUAUACUUCUAAUCAUUGGCAUUCUCACACAAGUUCUCGAAUAUCCACGUAUUUACAAUGGGCCAACGAAUGAAGAUUACGGUUUGAAUUUGGUGACAGAAUAUUACAAUCACUGGUGGCCAUGGACAUAUGCAGCUAGUAUUUUUGGUUUACUAACAUUUGUAGCUGGUUUGAUGGGAAUCAUCGCUGGAUAUCGACGAAGCUAUGGUUCAAUUUUAACAUUUUUCGUCAUGUGUCUGUGUUCAACCUUGCUUGCUGUGUAUCUUAUCGUUUAUUUUGCAUUUAUUAUUGCAUUCUAUCGUUCGAUGAACAAGGAUCAAGCAAGUCAACGCACAUCAUCGGAAUCGGUCGCCUAUGGUCUCGCUAGUACCCAAUUAGCGAUCGCUUGUGUCAAUGUUCUAGCAAGUCUGUUGGCCGCAGUAUUCUCUGCACGUGCUAUUGCACUUUGUGUGCCAAAAGGUGUUCUCUAUGACGAUGUUCGGCCAACACCAAGACAAGCAGGAUCAACAACGAGUCAGAAUUUAUCAUGCGAGCCUGAUGCUUUACCAGCUGCGUCCACAAAGAGCGGACUUGAUGCCAACUAUGAGAAUAUGAUCGAAAACUUAUUACUGCAACAGGUUUUACUCUACACAAGGCAACGAUCGAAAACAUCACCACAGGCACAUACACUAUCGCCAACAUCAAACUCCUUAUUCGUGCGACAACCUGUCAUAGCACAAAACGACCAAGCUAUAUCUACAUCACCGGGCAAUUCUUCGAGCUGCACGCAUGUUAACAGUGAAGAAAACGACGAAGAGCCAACGCUGUGUUUGAUAGAAUCACAUGAAAAGAACUCGAGUGAUCUUAUUCAAGAUAUUCUGAAGCAAUACAAUCGACGUAGUAAUAAAAAUUCCCGUUUCGAUCGAGAUUUAAUGGAAUUAAUUGUCGAACGAAAUCGCAAACGUCGAAGUAUUGCUUGUAACCCAAACAAUACAUUCUACUCUCGUCUUCAAUGGUUAGCUAUUGGUUUAGUUAUUGACCGAUUAUUUUUCUAUGUUUAUUUUACCGCAACCAUCCUUUCAUACUUUGUUACUCUAUGGCUAAUACCUUUUUCUCAUCCGAAGUUAACUAUCGAUAUCAAUAAAUUAUAA